Molecule: messenger RNA, 337 nt
Organism: Otolemur garnettii (small-eared galago)
Lineage: Eukaryota; Metazoa; Chordata; Mammalia; Primates; Galagidae
Gene: CCL17
Product: C-C motif chemokine ligand 17
Exons: 3
Coding region: 29-337 (102 amino acids)
Biological process (GO): chemokine-mediated signaling pathway; cellular response to interleukin-1; neutrophil chemotaxis
Cellular component (GO): extracellular region
Molecular function (GO): CCR chemokine receptor binding; chemokine activity
Source: RefSeq, a predicted model, not a curated record
AGAGACCACCUCCAAGGCUUCUGGCACUAUGGCCUCUCUGAAGAUGCUGCUCCUGGCUGCCCUCCUCCUGGGGGCUUCCCUGCAGCACGUCCACGCAGCUCGAGCCACCAAUGUGGGCCGGGAGUGCUGCCUGGAGUACUUCAAUAGCGCCAUUCCCAUCAGAAAGCUGGUGGACUGGUACAAGACUUCACCGGAGUGUCCCAAGAAAGCCAUCGUGUUUAUAACCAUCCAGGACAGGUACAUCUGCUCAAACCCUGAUGAUAGGAAGGUGAAGAGGGCAGUUAAACACCUGCAAAACCGCUCUGCGUCCCGCCGCUCCACCACCCAUUUGUCCUGA